Acanthisitta chloris (rifleman) is the source of this 817-nucleotide messenger RNA. It is a transcript of the gene AGPAT2, whose product is annotated as 1-acylglycerol-3-phosphate O-acyltransferase 2. Gene Ontology annotation, molecular function: 1-acylglycerol-3-phosphate O-acyltransferase activity. Gene Ontology annotation, biological process: phosphatidic acid biosynthetic process. The annotation marks the transcript as partial. The record is from RefSeq and is a predicted model, not a curated record. The transcript has 5 exons. NCBI's taxonomy places the organism in Eukaryota, Metazoa, Chordata, Aves, Passeriformes, Acanthisittidae. Gene Ontology annotation, cellular component: endoplasmic reticulum; membrane.
AAUCAUCAAAGCUGUUGUCAAGACCUUCAAGUAUUUCUUCGACCUGAGGUUUGAGGUGAAGGGUCUGGAGAACUUCGAGGUGAAAGGUCCUGCUGUCAUUGUGUCCAACCAUCAGAGCAUCCUCGACAUGAUGGGGCUGAUGGAGGUCCUGCCCGACAACUGUGUCCAGGUGGGCAAGAAAGAGCUGUUGUACACUGGCUCCGUGGGGCUCAUCAUCUACCUCGGUGGUGUCAUCUUCAUCAACAGGAAGAGCACCAGCAGUGCCAAGAUAGUGAUGUCAGAGGUGGCCAAGGCUAUGGUAACUGAGAAUGUGAAGGUGUGGGUGUACCCAGAGGGCACAAGGAACUGCACUGGAGAUUUGCUGCCAUUCAAGAAAGGAGCAUUUCACAUUGCUGUCCAGGCACAGGUCCCAGUGAUCCCUGUGGUGUACUCCUCCUUCACCUCCUUCUAUAACCCAAAGAAGAAACUAUUUACAUCAGGCAAAAUCAAGGUUGAGGUUCUGCCUCCAAUAGAGACCAAAGGGCUGACAUCAGACGAUGUCAAUGACCUCACUGACAGAUGCUUCCACACCAUGAGGGAGACUCUCUUCAGGCUGUCAGGCCGUCCCAGCGAGGCCAAGGACUCAUCCUAGAGGCUUUUCCAGGGGUGUCACCAUGUGGUGGUGGCUGAAGGGACCUGUCUGUUGUUGCCAAAUACUGAAGGAACUUCUCUUCCUCUGCAGUGACUUCUAACUCUGGGAACACCAAGGACUGGCACACACAGCGUGUCAAGCCAGCGCUGAGGUUCCCCUUGAGUGGAUUUCUCUUAUGGGUUCAUU